Messenger RNA from Stylophora pistillata, 753 nucleotides. RefSeq names its product fibroblast growth factor receptor 3. Gene Ontology annotation, biological process: positive regulation of kinase activity; cell surface receptor protein tyrosine kinase signaling pathway; multicellular organism development. The record is from RefSeq and is a predicted model, not a curated record. Gene Ontology annotation, cellular component: plasma membrane; signaling receptor complex. NCBI's taxonomy places the organism in Eukaryota, Metazoa, Cnidaria, Anthozoa, Scleractinia, Pocilloporidae. Gene Ontology annotation, molecular function: ATP binding; transmembrane receptor protein tyrosine kinase activity.
AUGACCCGGCUCCUCGUAGUUGUCGAGUAUGCGCAGUAUGGUGACUUGCUUGGGUAUCUCAGGAAGAGCCGAGGAGUUCGAGAUAACUACUACAGUGAUCCCUCGUUCGAACCUCGCACCGACCUUACCUCUAAGCAGCUCCUACGGUUCGCAUGGCAGAUCAGUGAUGGAAUGGACUACUUGUCCAAGAAAAAGGUUGCAAUUUCACCUUAUGUUGUACUUCGAAUCUCGUUUACUGGGAUCAUUCAUCGUGACUUGGCCGCGAGAAAUGUAUUGGUUGGUGACAAAGACGUUUGCAAAAUCACAGAUUUUGGAAUGGCCAGAGAUGUCUGGAAAGAGGACAUAUAUGUCCGAACCCAUGAGGGCCGUCUUCCAAUUAAAUGGACGGCACCCGAGGCUCUAUUUGGAAGUGGUGCAUACACGACACAGAGUGAUGUGUGGAGCUUUGGUGUGGUCAUGUACGAGAUCUUCACUGUCGGUGGAGGCCCGUUUCCUGGGGUGUAUAUGAGAGAUAUCCCCACCUUGUUGAAGGACGGGUACAGGAUGGCUCGCCCAAAGUUUGUCAGUGAAAAACUGUACAGCAUCAUGAUGGAAUGCUGGAGGAAUGAACCCUUAGAAAGGCCAGACUUUGUGUGUCUUCGGUCACGAAUACACAGCAUGGUCAGGGACGAAGAACAGGAUUAUGUUAACUUGAAAGGGCUGUUGUAUGAAAAUGUGUUACCAACCAAUUUAAGUCAAGAUUUUUCAGUUUAA